AUGUUAGGUAAAAUACUGGAUAUUAAUCCAGAUGAUUCAUUAAUACUAAGUUAUCAUGGAGAAAUUCUUAAUUAUUUAGGAAGAUAUGAUGAUUCCAUAUCGCAAUUUGCAAAAGCAUAUAAUAUUGAUCCUGAGAAUACCCAUAUCUUAAUUAAAAAGGUUAUCACUCAUUAUGGACUUCAAGAAUAUGAUGAAGCGCUAUUAGAUCUUAAUAAAUUGAUGCAAUUAGAUCCUUCAUAUAGAAAUAAUGAAAAAACUAAAAUUGAAGUUGAAAAAUGCGUAUUAUUAUUCGAUUAUGAUGAUAAUUUGACAACAUUCUUGUCAAAAUAUUUUGGAAAAAGAAUCUAUUAUCUUUCUAAUCUUGUAAAUUUGAAUAGAGAAUUUCAUCGGUUUCAAGAAAUGGAUUCAAACAGUUUGUCUGGCCAAGUGUUAUCUUUUGAAGAUGAAGUAAUUCCUAUUGUUUUGCCCAAAUUUGGUGUUUUUACCCUUGAAAAUUAUUAUUAUUGUUUGAAACUAAAAAUUAAAUAG
Molecule: messenger RNA, 528 nt
Organism: Funneliformis caledonium
Lineage: Eukaryota; Fungi; Glomeromycota; Glomeromycetes; Glomerales; Glomeraceae
Source: the annotation of a GenBank genome assembly